This is a messenger RNA of Mercenaria mercenaria, 1659 nucleotides long. RefSeq names its product sulfotransferase 1C2-like. The transcript has 7 exons. Gene Ontology annotation, molecular function: sulfotransferase activity. The coding region runs from base 1 to 1104 and encodes 367 amino acids. The record is from RefSeq and is a predicted model, not a curated record. Gene Ontology annotation, biological process: sulfation. Gene Ontology annotation, cellular component: cytoplasm. Lineage: Eukaryota; Metazoa; Mollusca; Bivalvia; Venerida; Veneridae.
AUGGAUAGAAGUCAGAAAUUGAAAGCCAAAUGUCAGGACGAUGGCAGUCAGAAUUCCGAAGUCAGAAGUAUUGAUGUCGAAAACAUGAGAGGAAGAAGGAAUUGUUACGAUUCUUCAAGUCUAGAUGAAAACGGACACCAGUUCAAAUCCUUUGAUGAUGUUGUUUGGCCGAUGGAGAGUUUGAAAAUCGGAGUCGAACAGGACAGAAACGAGGAAGGCGUUGUCACGGUCCUUGAAGAUGAAUACGGAAAACAGUACAAAGUUGUUUCGUUUGAUGAUAUCGUUUUUCCGAUACGUAUGCUGGAAAUGGGAACUAGGAAGAGACUUUCUAAUGUUAAGAAUUUCCAGUACAAAGACGGGGAUGUACUUUUAUGUAGUUUUCCUAAAACAGGCACACACUGGACGGCAAAUCUUAUACAUUACCUCAUGUACGAUGGUCCCCUUGAUGCCUUGGUGUCCCAUUCACCUUGCUUCAUAGACUUGUUUGAUAUUGAGAGUGCUGGGCAAAGGGAAGGCAGAAGAAUUAUAACAUCCCAUUUACCACCAAAACGUCUACCAAUUGAACAUUUUGCAAAAGGUGGGAAAACUGUUCUAGUGUUCCGUAAUCCAAAAGACACGGCUGUGUCACAGUUCCAUCAAUUUAGAAGACUCAAAUUGUUUGGCGAUUUUAGAUUGUCAUGGAACAGUUAUAUUAAUUACUGGAUUGACGGAAAGGUCCCGAUGGGUUCUUAUUUUGACUACUACAAAAACUGGCAAAAGGAUAUACAAGACAAUCCUGAGAGAGAUGUUUUAGUUGUGCAGUAUGAAAAUCUGAAAAUGGAUAGUUUGAAUCAGAUACGCCGAAUUCAGACUUACCUUGAACUGAAUCAUUCUGACGAACGGCUUCGAGCUGUGUUAGAAAAAUGUUCCCUUGGAAAUCUAAAGGCUGAUGUAGAAAGCGGGAAAAUUAAAACAGCCCUGAUUGAUGAGGCUGGGAAAUCCAUUCUUUACAGAAAAGGCAUUAUAGGAGACUGGAAGAACCAUUUCACUGUCACACAGAAUGAGAAAAUAGAAGCAGUAAUGAAAGAGAAAUUCAAGGAUAGCAUGUUUAAUUAUAACACAUGAAGCUGUUAACAUAUACUUAGUUGGACGAAUUCUUAUUAUAUUCAAGUGUUUAGAACAGCAACAUACGUUUUUCCUUGCACACCGGACUGGCGUUUCCGCUGAUUUUACCCAUGCCGACAAAACCCAUCUAGCACCCCUGUUAAUGACAACUAGUGGUUCAUGCACUGAUAAUAUAUUGUUUUUUGUAAAAUACGAAAAAAGCAGGUACCUUGAUAGUUUCUCUCCGUUCCUUAUAGUAUAUUUUUCUAUUCAAAAUACGUUAGUUUACCGUAAGAACAUAACGUUACGCUAGAAACGAUAAAACUAAAGUGGAACUUUGUUAUUGUGCGUAACGCAAAACAUCAUGACGUCACUUCUGCUUACAGACGUUAAUUUCCCGCGUUUUGUGUUCAUUCUCUACUUUAAGAAAGAGUGCUCCGUAGUUAUUUCUACCUGUUAUUUGUAAAAUACGGUAUGCAAGAAAAAUAAUCUGCCAGAAUAAAAUGCUAGCAUGUAUACGAUAUGCAAGAUAAAAGGCAAGCCUCAUUACCGCCCAAUGCGCAGGUGCCCUCGGGA